This is a messenger RNA of Capsicum annuum, 1086 nucleotides long. RefSeq lists its product as uncharacterized. Lineage: Eukaryota; Viridiplantae; Streptophyta; Magnoliopsida; Solanales; Solanaceae. The record is from RefSeq and is a predicted model, not a curated record. Gene Ontology annotation, cellular component: chloroplast.
GAUGGCCAUGUCCAGGCUACUCCCCCCCUCCCUCUCUUUCCACCCACCAAAACCUCCCCAAAAAACCAAUUCAAUAUAUGCCCAAAAAAACUCUUUUUCCCGAAGACUGGUGUUACUCACUGGUUCUGCUCCAUUCACAUUUUUCUUCUCUCACUUGUCGCUAUUCAUUCCAAUAUCCAACGCCCAGACGAAAUCCUCAUCUCUCCUUUCAGAUAUUGCCAAUACUAAGUCUUGGUUCCAGUUCUAUGGUGAUGGGUUUUCCAUUCGUGUCCCACCUGAAUUUGAGGACCUCACCGAGCCUGAGGAUUAUAAUGCUGGCUUAUCACUAUAUGGAGAUAAGGCUAAGCCCAAGAAAUUUGCAGCGCGUUUUGCUUCUUCUGACGGAUCCGAAGUUUUAAGUGUCAUAAUUCGCCCAUCUAAUCAGCUGAAGAUCACCUUCUUAGAGGCCAAAGAUAUUACUGAUUUAGGUUCACUUAAGGAGGCAGCUAAAAUAUUUGUUCCAGCUGGCUCAACACUCUAUUCUGGCCGCUCAAUUAAAAUUAAAGAAGAUGAAGGUUUCAGGACAUACUAUUUCUACGAGUUUGCCAGAGAUGAGCAACACGUUGCAUUAGUGGCUGCUGUUAACAGUGGAAAGGUAUCUUCUUCCCUUUUGUUUUGCAGGAGCUCUCAAAUUUCAGUAGCUUCUUUCAAGAUUUUCCUGCCUUUAGAGAGCUAUAUAUACUGUUGUACCCUAAAUUCUGAAUUCCCAAAUUUACUUUUGCAGGCCUUCAUUGCUGGCGCCACUGCCCCCGAGAGCAAGUGGACUAAUGAAGGUUUGAAGCUUCGAUCUGCUGCAGUAUCAAUGACCGUCCUAUAAGCAGAAUACAAGAAUUUAGCAGGUUCUAUUUCGAAGAUGUGAUGCCAUACACAUUCUGUUGCUCAGAAUUUUGUUACCUAAUAGUAUAACUUUAUUAGGUAUCUAUAACUUCCAAUGUGUUGAUUUGGAAUAUGAUUUCAAGAAUCAAAAGAUGUUCACAAUGUUUUCGGACAUUGCAAAAAGCCUUCAAGCUACAAUAUGAUGAAUGAAUUUGCAAUUUUUUCUUGAAA